UAGGAUGUGAGCUGUCUAUCCAUGUCAGGAGUGCAACCUAAAUCCGUUUAAAGUAAACACCAAUGACCCAAACAUCGACUAAAGUUGUUGUCAUCGGUGGCGGCAUUAGUGGUUUGUCUGCUGCUCGGGUUCUUCAGGACGCUGAUGUGGAUGUUGUUGUUCUCGAGGCCCAGGACAGAGUCGGUGGUCGAACUCACACCAUUCAGGAUCCAUCUCAUGGCGUUGUUGAUGUUGGUGGGGCAUAUAUCGGCCCUGGACAGAAUCGUGUGUUCCGAUUGGCCAAAAAUCUAGGUCUUGAAUUCUACAAUGUUAACGAGAAAGAAAAAACUGUUCUCAGUUUACAGGGAUCCUGGAGCACCUUUUUAGGGGCUGUUCCCCCUCUGAAGAAUCCGAUUGCCCUUCUAGACUUGAACCAUGUGAUGCGCACUCUAGACAGUAUGGCUUUACAGGUUCCUGUGGAUUCACCAUGGAAAGCGAAGCAGGCCUUACAGUGGGAUUCCAUGAGCGUCAAGGAAUUUGUUCAUUCAAUAGCAUGGACAAGCGCCACUGUGGAAUUGAUUCGACUGACAGUCCAGGCAGUUCUCACAUCAGAAAUGCAUGAAGUCUCUCUGCUGUUUUUCCUGUGGUACAUUCAUUCUGGUCAGGGCAUCACUCGACUGACAACAAUAACAAACGGAGCUCAGGAGAAGAAAAUGUUUGGUGGAGCUCAGCAGAUGUCUGAGGGAAUGGCGCGUCUCCUUGGUGACACUGUGCAUCUGAACAGUGCCGUUGUCAACGUCACCGAGACAGAAACAGGAGUCAUUGUAACAGAUUGUAAUAACACAAAAUACCAGUGUGAGUUUGUGAUCAGUGCUGUCCCGCAGGCUCUUCUCAACAGAAUAAGCUUCAAGCCUCCAUUACCAGGCUCCAAGCUACAGCUGAUACAACGGAUACCCAUGGGAUCAAUAAUCAAGACUAACAUGUAUUAUGAAACUGCAUUCUGGAAAGAUCUAGGGUUUUGUGGCAGUGCCAUUUCUGACAGCGGGCCUGUGGGUUACUGUGUGGAUGACACGAAACCGGAUGGGUCACACCCAUCACUGAUGGCUUUUAUACUGGCAGACAAGAGUAGAGACAUGGCGAGCCUCACACCUGAACAACGAAAACAAGCAUUGUGUCAACAUUUUGCAAAGGUGUUUAAGAGUGACGAGUUUCUACAGCCUAUUGGUUACAUUGAGAAGAAUUGGAUGAAAGAAGAAUUUUCCGGUGGAUGUUACGUCAGUACGUUUCCUCCAGGAGUCUUGACCAAAUAUGGCAGAGAGCUUCGUAAGCCCGUUGGUCGGACACACUUCGCGGGAACCGAGACUGCUUCAGAGUGGAUGGGGUACAUGGAAGGAGCCAUUCAAGCUGGGGAGAGAGCGGCAAGAGAAGUGUUAUACGAACUUGGCUUGAUUCGAGAGUCUGAUAUCUGGCAGAGUGAGCCGGAGUCCAUGGACUACCCAGCACAUCCGGUAGCCAGACAGUGGCUGGAGGACAAACUGCCGUCGGUGACCCGACUGUUGUGCAUGCUGGGAGUUCUAGCUGCAGGGACAGCAGUGGCCUUCGUGUCGUACAAACAGUCUUCUUUAAAACAUUACUUUUAGUUGUUAGUUGUUCGUUUUCUUUGUAUCCAGCCAGACUUGUUAUCAUUGAUUGUAAAUCAGAGUUGUUGAAAGAAAUUGGCUGGGUGUAAAUCAGAGUUGUUGAAAGAAAUUGGCUGGGUGUAAAUCAGAGUUGUCAGAAACCAGUUGGGCUGAUUGUAAAUCAAGUUUGUCAAAAUUCGAAUGGGCUGUAUAAAGCAGAGUUGUCAAAAAACAAAUUGGCUGACUAAAUCAGGGUUGUCAAAACACAAAUUGGGUGACUCCAAAUCAGGGAUGUUGAAAGCCAAAUUGAAUGACUGUAACUCAGGGUUGUUGAUAGUCAAAUUGAUUUAUUGUUAAUCAGUGUUGUUGAUAGUCAAAUUGAUUUAUUGUUAAUCAGUGUUGUUGAAAGCCAAAAUGGCUGACUGUAAAUCAAGGUUGUUGAAAACCAAAUAGUCUGACUGUAAGUCAGGGUUGUUGAAAGCAAAAUUGGAUGACUUAAUCAGGGAUGUUGAAAGCCAAAUUGAAUGACUAUAAAUUAGGGUUGCUGAAAACCAAACUGAAUGACUGUAAAUAAGGGUUGUUGAAAGUCAAAUUGGCCAACUAAAUCAGGGUUGUUGAAAACCAAAUUGGCUCACUGUAAAUCUGGGUUGUCAAAAACCAAAUUGGCUGACUGUAAAUCUGAGUUGUCAAAAACCAAAUAAUCUGACUAUAAAUCAGGGUUGUUAAAAACCAAAUAGUCUGACUUGUGUUUUUUUUUACUGUAAAUCAUGGUUGUUGAAAGCCAGAUUGUCAGACUGUAAAGCAGGUUCUUAAAAGCCAGAUUGUCUAACUGUAAAACAGGUUCUUAAAAGACAGAUUGGCUCACUGUAAAUCAGGAUUGCCGAAACUCAAAAUUGGUUCACUAUAAAUGAAGCUGACAAAUCCAAAAACUGGCCAACUGUAAAUGGAUGUUUCCAAACUCAAAAAUGGUGGACAUUUUUUGAUUCUGGGUUUCCUGGAAAUGUUGACAGCAAUGGCCUGUAUUUCUUGCUUUUUUUUCCCAAGAAAUUACUUUUACUUUGUUUAAUUAAAUUUAUAUCCUGUCGGACCUGCUUGAGCUAUUGUAAAUCAGGGUGGUUGAAAGCCAAAAUUUGCUUGCUGUAACUCAGGAUUGUAAAAGCACAAAAUUGGAUGAUUGGAAAUUAGAAUUGUCAAAAGCUAAAUUGGCUUAAGUCAUAAUUAAAAUAAAUGCUAGAUUUUCUUACAAAUGGUUUUCAAAAUGGAUGUAGGGGUGAAUUUUUAUUUUGUAUUAAAUAUUUUCAGUCAUUGGAAUUACUGCACAUCGAGUAUGAUAUAUGUUUAAAGGAUAAGCAUUUUUAGCCAAAUAAGUGCAGGCUAAAUGGGAUGGGCAGGGAUAAAAAAAAACUCAAUGAUUUUUUACAUUAUAGGCUCACUGUAAACCUUUAUAUACAUGUAGAUGCAUAGAUGCAAAAUGUGAGCCAAAUUUAGGAAAAUGGUAAUCAUUGUAUAUAUUUAUUGUAUUGUGUACGUUUAUUUGAUUUAUUGCAUAUAUUUAUUCUAGGUGCAUUAAGUUUUUAAAUGUAGACAAAAUAUGACAUUUAUUUUAUUCUAAAUAUCUUUGUUUAUUGUAAAAUAAUAAAUAUAUAUGGUUGAAUGACAAAACAUUCCCAUAUCAGAAUUGUAUCUCUGCACAAGGCAGAGUCAAAAGGAUGUUAGGCAAAAUGGUGAUUGCUUCCAUAAUCUACUAUCAGGUGUUCUUCCUGAAGAGGACUGCCACUCCUAUAGGAGAUCAGUAACAGGAUGUUUCAUCCCUCCUGCACCACAUGUAGGACUGCCACUCUUGUAGGAGAUCAGUAACAGGAUAUUUAACCCCUCCUGCACUGCAUGUAGGAGGACUGCCACUCCUAUAGGAGAUCCGUAACAGGAUGCUUCACCCCUCCUGCACCACAUGUAGGAAGACUGCCACUGAUAUAGAUCAGUAACAGGAUGUUUCAUCCCUCCUGCACCGCAUGUAGGAGGACUGCCACUCUUAUAGGAGAUCUGUAACAGGAUCUUUCACCCCUCCUGCACCGCAAUGUAGGAGGACUGCCACUCCCAAGACUUGCACAGGAUAGACUCAAUAGAAUAUAUACAACUGUGAUAACAUACACUCAUGAGUUACUGUAAAAACAGUGAUGAUAUCAGGUGUUUGCAAAAGGUGAGCAUAUCCUGUCCUACCGGUGACACCCGUCAUGAGCACAGUCUACAGCCAUAACGUCCAUAGUUACAUGUGGCUGAUGGAUCAACAGCUUGUGUAACUUCAGUCCAAGGUGGCCCUCAUAGACAGUUAAAUGUAUAUUAUUUUUUACUACAAAUGGUAUAUGCAUCUUUAGGAAUGUUGAUAAUUUAAAAACAGAUGUUUGCUAAAUUUAUUUAAUUGACUUUAACAACUGAUUAAACGCUGGACAAUCAUUGGUCGAUUCUGCAUAUGAAUAUGGAUGAAAUUGUUGAUCUGGGCCCCGUUCCACGAACCGAUUUUAGCGCUAAGAUCAUCUUAGUUGCAUAAGGUAGUUAUUCACUUAAGGUGCUCUUAGAACUAAAAGCGGUUCGUGGAACGAGGCCCUGAUCACAAAGUGACAUAUUCUUGAUCAGAUGUGCGCGUGUAGGGGUGGAACCAAAUUUUAUUUUUUACUUUUUACAUAUAUUUUUUGUAUGGUAGGAGUGCAUGAACCGCCUCCACUCCCCCAGAAACUGUGCUCAUCACACUACAGACCCCCGCUAAAUAAAUUCCUACACACGCACCUGCUGAUAUUGUAUAGAAAUUCAUUCAUAUCAAAGCUUACUGUGAUAUAUGUAUGCAUGGUGGGUGGUGGUGGUGGUGGUGGGGGGGGGGGGGGGGGGUAUGCUUUUUAAAGACCCAUGUGUAUUACACUUCUUCUUUUUUGCAAUGAGAUAUAUUUGUAAUCAGAAUACGUAUUACUGCAUAAUGUUUUCAGAAUGUUUUCCCCGUUAUUUCCUGGUGUAACAAAGGCCGUGGUAUGUACUAUCCUGUCUGGGAUGGUGCAUAUAAAAGAUCCGUUGCUGCUAAUCGAAAAGAGUAGCCCAUGAAGUGGCGACAGCGAGUUUCCUCUCUCUAUAUCUGUGUGGUCUCUAACCAUAUGUCUGACGCCAUAUAACCAUAAACAAAAUGUGUUGAGUGCGUCAUUAAAUAAAACAUUUCCUUCUUUUCCCUCCCUGUUAUUUCCAGUGCACUUAAAUUGCCGUUAGCACUGGGGUAAUAGAAAUAGUCUGGAGGUAUGAGGUGUGCAGGUACUUAUUAUUCACCUGUGAACUGUCUGGGAGAUGCAUAAUCUUCAGAGGUGGUGGACAUUACGCCCUUGCCCCUCCAUCCUCUACAUGCGAUGGCGAUUUUCUUUUUUCAUAAACAUUCUAUGACAUUUGACUUUAGUAGGGUGGGCUGAGGUAAUCAACCAUGAUGGGGUCAAACAUUUGUUUAUGUGUGUGUUGGGGGUGGGGGUGGGGGGGGGAGAUAUUUUGUAUAACUAAUUUGUUAAAUAGAGAUAAUACAUUCGUGCCCGUAAGAUACCAUUGUUUUAAAAUGUAUCUAACGAGCAAAAGCGAGUUUGAUAUGUUUUUUAAACAACGAGUUGUGAGAUAAAUGGUAUCAAACGAACAUGAAUGUAUUAUUCUAUUUUUUACAUAUCCUCAAAA
Messenger RNA from Gigantopelta aegis, 5288 nucleotides. Its product is annotated as amine oxidase [flavin-containing] B-like. Bases 63 to 1619 code for a protein of 518 amino acids. NCBI's taxonomy places the organism in Eukaryota, Metazoa, Mollusca, Gastropoda, Neomphalida, Peltospiridae. Gene Ontology annotation, molecular function: oxidoreductase activity. The record is from RefSeq and is a predicted model, not a curated record. The transcript is spliced from 13 exons.